Molecule: messenger RNA, 630 nt
Organism: Ceratotherium simum simum (southern white rhinoceros)
Lineage: Eukaryota; Metazoa; Chordata; Mammalia; Perissodactyla; Rhinocerotidae
Source: RefSeq, a predicted model, not a curated record
AUGAAGAAUGUCACUGAAGUUACUAUAUUUGUACUGAAAGGAUUCCCAGACAAUUUUGAACUGCAGGUCAUCUUAUUUUUCCUGUUUCUAGCAAUCUACCUGUUUACUCUAAUGGGAAAUUUGGGACUGAUUGUACUGGUUAUCGGGGAUUCUCGGCUCCACAACCCCAUGUACUAUUUUCUGAGUGUGUUAUCAUCUGUGGAUGCGUGCUAUUCUUCAGUAAUUACCCCAAAUAUGUUAGUAGACUUUAUGUCAAAGAGUAAAGUCAUUUCAUUCCUUGGAUGUGCAACACAAAUCUUUCUUGCUACUACUUUUGGGACCACAGAGUGCUUUCUCUUGGCUGCAAUGGCCAUUCUGAAGAUUCAUUCUGCAGAAGGGAGACGAAAAGUCUUUUCUACAUGUGGUUCUCACCUAACUGGAGUGUUAAUUUAUUAUGGAACAAUCUUCUCCAUGUAUGCGAGACCAAGUUCCAGCUACUCGUUGGGCCAUGACAUGAUAGUGUCGACAUUUUACACCAUUGUGAUUCCCAUGCUGAAUCUCAUCAUCUACAGUUUAAGUAAUCAAGAUGUAAAAGAGGCAAUGAAUAGAGUGUUUGGGAAAAAUUGGUUUAUCAAUAAAGUAUACUCUUGA